AUGAAUACUAAGUUUGAUUAUAUUAGUAAACCCGACGAGAUUAAUUUAACUAGUGGUGCUUCUUAUGGUAUUGCAAAUAUAUUAUCAUCCGUUACUUCAUCUAUAACUAAACAAGUUUUUGUGGUGACUCCAACUUACUUUUUAAUUAAUAAUGUAUUUCAAGAUUUUAAUUUAAAAACUACUGCUAUUGAUGAAACUAAAGAUGGUAUAGAUUUAGUAUUAUUAGAAGAUAAUUUAAAGAAAUAUAAAAUAGAUGAAUCAAUUGUCCCCGAUUCUAGACGUGAAAGGAAAUUAUACAAUUUUAUAUUAUAUAUGGUACCUACUUUUUCAAACCCUGGUGGUAUCACAUAUUCUAUUGAAACAAGAAAGAAAUUAGUUACACUUGCUAGAAAAUAUGAUAUGUUAAUUAUCUGUGAUGAUGUUUACGAAUUUUUAGACUAUACAAAUUCAAAACCAUUACCAAGAUUAAAUCAUUUAGAUAAUUCAGUAGAUUAUGGUAAUACAAUUUCAAAUGCUUCAUUUUCAAAGAUAAUAGCACCUGGUUUAAGAGUAGGUUGGCAACAAACAACUCCAAAAUUAGCUAAACAAUUGUCUAUUACAGGUGCAAAUAAAUCUGGUGGUACUCCAAAUCAAUUAUCAACAUUUGUAGUACAAGAAUUGAUUAAAUCAGGAAAAUUAGAUGAAAUUAUAAAUAAGUUUAUCAAAGUUUACAGUGAGAGAUCAGAGACUUUCAAAGCUUGUAUCAAAAAGUAUAUACCCAAUGCUGAAGUUUAUGGAGGUGAUGGCGGUUAUUUUUUUUGGAUUAAAACUAAUGUAGAUAAUGAUAAAGUUCAUGCAUUACUAAAAAAUAAAGUUUCAUUAGCUAAAGGUGACAAUUUUGAAGUUACUGGUGAUACAAGAGAUUAUUCCAAUUCUAAUAGACUUUCAAUAAGUUAUCUUUCAAGUGUAGAAAUUGAACAAGGUAUAAAAAUUUGGGGAGAGACUAUAAAAAAAAUCACAAAUGAUUGAUUUCCAAAUAACCACAUUACAAAUUUCCGGGUUAAGCACAAUUUCUUAUGUACUUGAUACAUUACUUUAUUCAACAAUUCUUAUAUUAUCAACUACUUUAGGUAGAAAUUUACCUCCAAAUUAUCAUGAAUUUCUGUUAUAUGAUAUAAGAAUUAGAUAUACAUUUUUCAAUCAAGUUACAAUACCUGUUGGAUUAUUAGUUUUAAUAUCAGGAGUACUUCCAGUUUUACAAUUUGUAUUAUUUGCAUUUAUAAUUCCUGCAAGUUUAACAAGAAGAUUAUGGGAUUUGUUUGCUGGUUGUUUAUGUUUAUUAGGUGCACAAGCUACUCAAUUAAUGACUGUUGUUUUAUUAAAAAAUAUAACUGGACUACCAAGACCAGAUAUGAUUGAAAGAUGUGAACCAUUUUUUACUGAUGUAAUUCCAUUAACUCAAUUAUCAACAGUUGAAGUUUGUACUCAAGAAAAUUGGAAUUUAGUACAAGAAGGUUUUAGAACAUUUCCUUCUGGUCAUAGUUCAACAGUAUUUUGUGGAAUGAUUAUAACAUCAUUAAACAUCGCAGCUAGAUUACAAACAUUUGAUAAUAGAAAUAAUUCAUUUAAAGUAUUUUUAACAAUUUCACCUUUAUUAUUAGCUUCAUUUGUUGCGUCUACAAGAGUAAGUGAUAAUAGACAUUAUUUAUUAGAUGUUAUUGCAGGAUCUUUUAUUGGUUUUACAAUUGGUUGGAUUUUUUAUUAUCAAUAUUAUCCAAGUAUAUUUAAUUUAAAAAAUCAAGGUAAAGCUUUUCCACCAAGAAGAUUUGGUAUACAAAGGUUUUUAGAUAAUGUUGGUGGAUUUUGGAGAAUUGAUGAUGACACUGAGAGGACUUUGGAUAAUGAUGCAAUUGAACGUGGGGAAAAUAUAGCUUAG
This is a messenger RNA of Insectozyma verbasci, 1915 nucleotides long. The record is from the annotation of a GenBank genome assembly. Lineage: Eukaryota; Fungi; Ascomycota; Pichiomycetes; Serinales; Debaryomycetaceae.